Messenger RNA from Ailuropoda melanoleuca (giant panda), 4637 nucleotides. RefSeq names its product solute carrier family 39 member 14 (gene SLC39A14). The record is from RefSeq and is a predicted model, not a curated record. The coding region runs from base 190 to 1662 and encodes 490 amino acids. Gene Ontology annotation, molecular function: monoatomic cation:bicarbonate symporter activity; zinc ion transmembrane transporter activity. The transcript is spliced from 9 exons. Gene Ontology annotation, biological process: zinc ion import across plasma membrane; intracellular monoatomic cation homeostasis. Lineage: Eukaryota; Metazoa; Chordata; Mammalia; Carnivora; Ursidae. Gene Ontology annotation, cellular component: plasma membrane.
AUAGCGGGGCAUGCGCAGCGGUAGUGGGGACGGACGCAGGCGGUGGGGCUAGGGCACGCGGGCUCUCUCCGUGGACGCACCGACUGAGGUACCGCUGCCGCUGCCGCUGUGGGCCGCCCGAGGGCCUGGCUUGUGAGGUUGCGCGGAGCCCAGGUGGCGUCCGCCGGAGCUUCAGGCUUAUUUGACACCAUGACGCUGCUCCACCUAGCCUUCCCUAACUGCUUCCUGUUGACCUGGGUCAGCUUAUGGAGUGCUGUUCCUGAAGCUCACGCUGUGUCCACGGGGACACCAGGCAUCAGUGCGGCCUUUUUCCUGCAGGACCUCCUGCAUCGCUACGGGGAGGGUGACAGCCUCACCCUGCAGCAGCUGAAGGCCCUGCUCAACCACCUGGAUGUGGGCGUGGGCCGCGACAAUGUCACCCAGCCCAUGCACGGACAGAGGAACCUCUCGACGUGCUUUAGUUCUGGAGACCUCUUUGCUGCCCACAACUUGAGCAACCAGUCACGGAUUGGAAGGAUUGAGCUCCAGGAGUUUUGCCCUACCAUCCUCCAGCAGCUGGAUUCCCGAGCCUGCUCCUCUGAGAACCAGGAGAACGAGGAGGAUGAGCAGACGGAAGAGGGAAAGCCAAGCGCCAUUGAAGUGUGGGGCUUUGGCUUCCUCAGUGUUUCACUGAUUAACCUGGCCUCUCUCCUGGGAGUCCUCGUCCUGCCAUGCACGGAGAAAGCAUUUUUCAGCCGUGUGCUCACAUACUUCAUCGCCCUGUCCAUUGGAACGCUGCUCUCUAACGCGCUCUUCCAGCUCAUCCCAGAGGCUUUUGGCUUCAACCCUCUGGAAGAUUAUUAUGUCUCCAAGUCUGCAGUGGUGUUUGGGGGCUUUUAUCUUUUCUUUUUCACAGAGAAGAUCUUGAAGAUGCUUCUUAAGCAGAAAAAUGAGCAUCAUCAUGGACAUAGCCAUUAUGCCUCUGAGACGCUUCCUUCCAAGAAGGACCAGGAGGAGGGGGUGACUGAGAAGCUGCAGAAUGGGGAUCUGGACCACAUGAUUCCUCAGCACUGCAGCAGCGAGCUGGAUGGGAAGGCCCCUGUGAUGGAUGAGAAGGUCAUCGUGGGCUCACUCUCCGUCCAGGACCUGCAGGCUUCCCAGAGUGCCUGUUACUGGCUGAAAGGCAUCCGCUACUCUCAUAUCGGCACUCUGGCCUGGAUGAUCACCCUGAGUGACGGCCUCCACAAUUUCAUCGAUGGCUUGGCUAUCGGUGCCUCCUUCACCGUGUCUGUUUUCCAAGGUAUCAGUACCUCAGUGGCCAUUCUCUGUGAGGAGUUCCCACAUGAGCUGGGAGACUUUGUCAUCCUGCUCAAUGCCGGGAUGAGUAUCCAGCAGGCUCUCUUCUUCAACUUCCUUUCUGCCUGCUGCUGUUACGUGGGCCUGGCCUUUGGCAUCCUGGCUGGCAGCCACUUCUCUGCCAACUGGAUCUUUGCACUGGCUGGAGGAAUGUUCUUGUAUAUUGCUCUGGCUGAUAUGUUCCCUGAGAUGAAUGAGGUGUGCCAAGAGGAUGAAAGGAACGGCAGUGUCUUGAUCCCCUUUGUCAUCCAGAACCUGGGCCUCUUGACUGGCUUCACCAUCAUGCUGGUCCUCACUAUGUAUUCAGGACAGAUCCAGAUUGGGUAGGGCCCUGCCAGGAGCCGGCAGGAUUGGAAGUUGGCCCUCCGCCGCCUGGUCCCUGGCCUGAGGACUCGACACCCACGACGCACCUCCGAAGAGGCGGUUGUAUUAAAAACUGUGACAUGGACUGUACUCUUGCAUUCAAAUGUCAGCUGUUUUUACACACGCUCUGUCCUAGGAAUAAGCUGCCGUGGCAACCAGGCUCUAGGUAGUGCCUCCUUCCCGUCCCCCUUCUUUCUCAGAGUGACCCUGCAACUGGAAUGCGGCUUCCUUAGCGGGCAAGCCUCACUUCUUCUCUGGCUACCCUGGCCUCUUUCUCUUAAAACCAGCGCCGACAGAUUUUGCGUCCUUGCCCUACAAUGCAAAAAUACUGCCAGUGCCGUGACUUCGUUAGCAGUAUUAUUAGGUGAGUCUGUUGUUUCAGGGCCCAUGAAUCUAAAUGUGUGUCCUGGACCUCAGGAUGACCCAUUUUGAAAUAAAUUCACCUAUUUUUCCAGAGAAAAAGUACAGGAAACAACAAUCCCUCCUAUUUUUUCAAAGUCUGUCCAGUUGCCUGUUUUCUCAAUGAGAACUGAAAGUUGGAACACAUCUAUAGGGCAAGAGAGGUGGCGAGGAUCACCCCAGGCGGGGGGGCGGGGGGGCAGAAGUGCUGGAUGAUGAUGUGGCUGCAGCUGGUGUGUGGUGGCCGAACAGGUGAGCCGGCGCUCCCCGCUGGUGGGCUGCUCGCUCCGCACGGUCAGUCGCCUGGACCACCUCCCCUUUCACAUUAAUACUGACAGAAUGGAAGGCGGAGAAUGGAGACCUGCAAGAAAUCCGUUGGUUUUGCUGUGAUUUCCGCCUCCCCUUCCUCCCCUCUCCCAUCUUCUGAGAGACUUUUUAUCUGCAUCCCUAGAAGCACAUUUACAGUCUUGUAUCAGAGGGGAGACUACACAAAUCCCCCCCCGCCCCGGCCAGCACUUCUGCCGCAAAGUGGCGCAUUUCCUCGCAGAAUUGGGUGCAGUUCAGGCUCUUCUUAGACACAGGUGGCCGGAAACGGACUCGGUACAGGCACAAUGUAGGAGUUAAUUGCAUAAACAAAAGUACGAGUAAUGGAAGUCUGAGAUGGAGGAUGGGCACUGCAGUGCUUGCUGGACAGGGGCUUCCUGAUGAGAUGCUGAGUGGGUUUUAGGUUGCCCUUCCUCCCUCACCCCAAGUGAGAAAGGGCGAAUCCUGUACUGAACUGACCGUUAAUUGCUCUGACCCACUUCAGAGGAUGGAUUGAUAGACUUGUCUUUGAGACUGUAGGCCAGCCCCAGGCACUGUGGAGCCCUCUCCUCAGAACGGUGGCUUCAAGGGGAGCUCAUCUCCAGGUUCACUAGGUGAAUUGAUUUAUUAUUAUCAUAUUGAUAAUGUGAGAUUCUUUAGCCACUUUGGGGAGCCAGUCUCUCCAGAAGCCUUUCUUCGUGGUGCCCACAGUUGCAGCCCAGGGGCUACGUUCACUAGCUGAUUUGUGUGCGUGACUGACGAGUGCUGGUCAUGGCCAACACCUGUGAGUUUUUCUGUUCUCACACAGGAAGACUUUCCACUGUACAGUAAUUAAAAACCAUGUCUAUUUUGUGUUUUGGUGUUUUUUUUCUUCUUGGGAAAUGGCCCUCAAACCAGGAAUAGUCUUGAAUAGAGUAUGAGCAGGAAAACUGCUGGCGAUGCUUCAUAAGUUUUUCUCCUUCUCUUGCCUGUUGACUUGGAUAGAUUUGAGAAUGGGCUGAAGAAGAAGGAAAACUUGAGUUCUCAAGAUUCUAGAGUAAAUAUCAGGACUGACUCCUGAUAGGAUUAUGGUCCAAUUUUACCAAAGAACCAAUUCCUUGAAUGUUGGAAUCUAACUUUUUAUAUUAUCAUUAUUUUUAUUGUCGUUACUGUUUUAAAACAGUUCUUUGUCUUUUCUGUUUUAUUUUUCUCAGUGUCUGACAUUGCUUUCAGGAGGUAGUAGCAAAUAACACUCAAACCUUGAGACUUUACCAAGACUUUUCUUUCCCUGAUUCACAUGGCUAUAUGAAAGUUAUAAUUUUAGCAUUCCCUGUAGACCUGCCAUUCCUUACAAUACCAUUCUUAGAGUAGAAUACUAAGUUAGAGUUAGUGGGUCCUAGCUUUAGGAGAAGAGCUUGAAAAUGUAAUUGUUAUCAAAUUUAAAAAGUAUGAAGUACUAGGGUGCUUUCCCUUUUCAUGCACAUCUGUAUUAAGAACUUUCCUUUCAUAGACAGCUGCCUCAAAGGGAAAUUCUCUUUAAACCGUAAUUGGUCCAGAGGCCAGUCCUGGCUGGAACUUGGUUGGGGUGGAGGCACACGAGUAGUACAGCUGAGUGUCUGUUGCCACUGGCGGCAGAUUCGCCUCACGCAUUGAACAUGUGGCGAUUCCCUUUUGACUUUUCAGUAUUGGAUUUGCUGUUUUAAGCAUUGGUACAUAUUAGAAGUCUGAGACGUAGCAAGUUUUGAGAACUUGUUCACCCCUGGCAUUAGCGUCUUCCACGUCUUUCCCCAGGCGACCAGCUCCUAACUGCAGGAGCAGUGACCCAGGAGCGGGGGUUCCGCUGCUUUUUACUCUUGCCCUGGUGGGCAGGUUGCCUUCUGUCCUUGCCCCCAGAGGCGGUUAAUAUCUUUUGUGUCUAGUGUCAGCGUGGGGCUUUCCCUCAUUGGUCCUUCACCCUGGGUUUAAAAGAGAGGGCAUCUCUGUUUGGGUAUCCUAGGACCUGUCUUUAGUAAGUCCUCUUACAAAGAGAUGGUAGUAUUCUGGAAGUCUGCUUAAAAACAAAAAGCUGUCUGAGUUUUGCAAAAGAGGUUAGAUUUUGUUGUUCAUCUUUCCUUUUACAGUUCUGCAGUUCCAUCACAGUAUUUUUUUAAAUAACUCAGGUGUUAUGAGGAUGAAUUAGAAAAGAAAAUAACUUAUGUGGAUGGUAAAUGUUUUAUUUGUAAGAUUCUAUAAAUAAAGCUAUAUUCUGUAUUGCCGAA